AUGAAAAACAUAAAAUACCCCCUCCCGUCUCUUAAGCUCUACAAGUUUGCUUUAAAUUUCGAAAGCAAAGCAUCACACGCUGUUUUACUGACAGCAACGACCCACAAUAAGUUUCGCCGGCGUACGAGGAUAUGCAUCCUCUCUUUGCUAUUCCUCUCUGUCUUUGCCCCGAUCCUUUUGCUCUACGAAUCAAAGGGAUUUAUUGAAGACUUAUCAAGUUUUAAAGGCAGGAGGGAUUUGCUGAAGCUGAAUCUAGUAAAGCAGGAGGAAGAUGAAGGCUUUAGGGAACCCAUCUUAAAUGUGUACAAAGAUGUAAAUGUUGAUCCGCUUGUUAGUUUCGGAUCCCAAGAUGUGGAUAACAAGUCUGAUGAACCCAUAAUCGGCAAAAACACUGAUUUCAUAGAACAAAAUGAAGGAGAUUCUGAUGUGAAAGGAACUAAUGGACAGAGUCAAGAAGAGAAAAUGUUGUUAUCUCCAGGGAGAAAGGGAGAGAUUGGUCGUGCAACACUUGAACAUGAUCAAGGAAGAAGGGCAAUGGAUAAGAAAAUCAAAGAGAUGAAAGAUCAAUUGAUAAGGGCUAAAGCUUACUUAACUUUUGCAAUACCUGCUAACAAUGGUCACUUAAUAAAGGAAUUAAGGUUACGAAUUAAAGAACUAGAACGUGCCAUGGGAGAUGUGACCAAGGACUCAGAUUUAUCUAAGAGGGCUGUUCAGAGAAUGAGGGCCAUGGAGGUUUCGUUGCAGAAAGCUGGGAGAAUCUAUCCUGAUUGCUGUGGCAUGGUGAAGAAGCUUCGUGCUAUGACUAACAAUGCUGAAGAAAUGGUUAGAGUACAGAAGGAGCAAGAAACGUUUCUUAUUCAGCUGGCUGGAAGAACUACACCAAAGGGGCUUCACUGUCUUUCCAUGAGGCUUACAGCUGAAUAUUUUGCUUUAAAACCUGAAGAAAGGGAGCUCCCUAGCAACCCAGAUGUACUUGUACACAAUUCAACAGAUGUUUAUCACUUUGCUGUGUUCUCUGAUAAUGUUCUGGCUUCUGCAGUGGUGGUGGCAUCCACCAUUUCCACCGCAAAGGAACCCGGGAAAAUUGUGUUUCAUGUGGUGACAGAUUCUCUCAACUUUGCAGCAUUUUCCAUGUGGUUCUUAUUUUUACAUCCUCCUGGAAAAGCUACAGUCCAGAUCCACAACAUGGACAAUUUUGAUUGGUUAUCAACUAAAUACAACCCACCAAACACCCAGGGCCAUGAAUCCCAGGACCCAAGAUACACUUGUGCUCUGAAUCACCUCAGAUUCUAUCUACCACACAUCUUCCCUACACUCAAUAAGAUUCUCCUCCUUGACCAUGAUGUGGUUGUACAAAAGGAUUUGACUUCUCUUUGGCGGGUCAACAUGAUGGGAAAAGUCAACGGGGCAGUCAACACCUGUCAGGGACACGAUCCCGCAUUUCGCCGAAUGGACUUGUUAAUCAAUUUCUCGGAUCCCGUUGUUGCAACUACUUUUACAAACCAACCAUGCACAUGGGGGUUUGGUGUCAAUUUGUUUGAUAUGCGAGAGUGGAGAAAAAGGAAUCUCACCACACUUUAUAACAAAUACCUACAACUGGGGAAAAAGAGGCCGAUAUGGAAAGCGGGUAGCUUGCCAUUAGGUUGGCUGACAUUUUACAACCAGACAAUGGAUUUGGAGCGAAAAUGGCAUGUUCAUGGAUUAGGGUAUCAUUCUGGAAUCAAGAAGGAAGAAAUAGAGCAGGCAGCAAUUAUACACUAUGAUGGGGUCAUGAAACCAUGGUUAGAUAUUGGCAUUGAAAGAUAUAAAACCUAUUGGAGGAAACAUGUCAAAUACGAUCAUCCAUAUCUGCAGCAGUGCAACAUAGGGUAGCGCAUAGCUUCAUAUAUUUCUCACCAACACCCAAAAUUCUUAUUAAACACAUUUUUCCUCUUUUUCAUUCUUACACACUAACAUCCGUCAAUCCAUAGUUUUUUUUUUUUUUUUUCACGACACAAUGGAU
Lactuca saligna is the source of this 2002-nucleotide messenger RNA. The record is from the annotation of a GenBank genome assembly. NCBI's taxonomy places the organism in Eukaryota, Viridiplantae, Streptophyta, Magnoliopsida, Asterales, Asteraceae.